This is a messenger RNA of Myotis lucifugus (little brown bat), 3266 nucleotides long. It is a transcript of the gene DNALI1, whose product is annotated as dynein axonemal light intermediate chain 1. Lineage: Eukaryota; Metazoa; Chordata; Mammalia; Chiroptera; Vespertilionidae. The record is from RefSeq and is a predicted model, not a curated record. Gene Ontology annotation, cellular component: axoneme; filopodium. Gene Ontology annotation, molecular function: dynein heavy chain binding.
GAGUACACGCUCUCCCAGAAACCCUCGCGAUGCAGAGGCUAAACACGUGACGACUCUGUUGUGGGCGGGGCCUUCAGGACGCAGCUCGGGCGGCGGGAGUUUCAAGUUUCAAAAACCAACUCCUGGGAAAAAGCUAUGCUCCAAGCUGUUGCCGCGUCAUUAGUCCUUCCUAAACCCCGAGACAACCGAAAAGCUCAGCAGUCGGGCAUUUAGCCAACGGAUGGAUGUUAUAUCGCCAUUUGCAAUGCUAUCUACAAACUCUAUUAUGACAAAAACAAAACAAAACCCAGACGUUAAGCGAAAGAAAGAGGAUACAAAGUUGUGCGCAAACUGUGCUUACAUUUAUGUUUGGAAAUGCGAAAGCAAGAAGGGAGUAAAUGCAAUCAUUGAUAGUAUACCGUGGGCAAACCAUUAGUAUUUCUCCAACUGUUACGUUGUCUCUUCGCCACUUAAUUAAAGACAAUUGAUUUUUAAAACCUGGGAACUCCAGAUGUCUUCCUCUAUGACUCCCGCUUUGCAGAUGACAAAAUCGGGAGUCAGAGAAGGUGAUCUGCCACCUCACUCAAAUUGCGAGCUAAGCGUGGCACAGGAACGCGAGCCCGUUUUCCCUACUUCCAAGAGCAGAGGAGCGACCCGAUGAGCAGGAAGCCUGCCUGCCGAGCUAAGCAAGGAAGAACCUUACCCGGAAGCUGCGCCGAGAGAAACUCGCGCGAUGCUGGCCCCGCCCAACUCCAAAGCCCCGCCCAGGCCUGGAGGCAGGGAGGCGAGGUUUCCAUGGUGACAGUAAACAAGGCCCUGCCUUUGAGGGGCUAUUGCUGGGCACUCGCCGGCACCAUGAUUCCCCCCGCGGACUCUUUACUCAAGUAUGACACCCCGGUGCUGGUGAGCCGGAAUACAGAGAAACGGAGCCCCAAAGCUCGGCCAUUGAAAGUCACCCCCCAGCAGCCUGGACCCUCAGGUCCAGUCCCACCGCCAACCAAGACCAAGCUCUCAAUUUCCUGUGUCCCAGAUCCUACAAAGCAGGCAGAAGAAAUCUUGAAUGCUAUCCUGCCACCAAGGGAGUGGGUGGAAGACACACAGCUAUGGAUCCAGCAGGUGUCCAGCACGCCCAGCACCCGGAUGGAUGUGGUGCACCUUCAGGAGCAGCUGGACCUGAAGCUGCAGCAGCGGCAGGCCCGGGAGACUGGUAUCUGCCCUGUCCGCCGGGAGCUCUACUCACAGUGUUUUGAUGAGCUGAUUCGUGAGGUCACCAUCAACUGUGCGGAGAGGGGGCUGCUGCUGCUGCGAGUCCGGGACGAGAUCCGCAUGACCAUCGCUGCCUACCAGACCUUGUACGAGAGCAGCGUGGCGUUUGGCAUGAGGAAGGCACUGCAGGCUGAACAGGGGAAGUCAGACAUGGAGAGGAAAAUUACAGAGUUAGAAACGGAAAAGAGAGACUUGGAGAGGCAAGUCAACGAGCAGAAGGCAAAGUGUGAGGCCACGGAGAAGCGGGAGAGUGAGAGGAGACAGGUGGAGGAGAAGAAGCACAAUGAGGAAAUUCAGUUCCUGAAGCGGACGAAUCAGCAGCUGAAGGCCCAACUGGAAGGCAUUAUUGCACCAAAGAAGUGAUAAUUUCCAUAUGGGUCCCACAAACACGACUACCCCAUCGUAAGCCCUUUGUAAUAAAAAGCUAGUUUCCUAAAUGAACAAGCCAUACGCUCCCCUGAUCACCACCUACAUAUUUGUCAGAAGUCACACCAUUGACCCAGUGUCAUGAAACACCUAAGUCUGGCAGCCAGGCUCCUGGUUGGGCAAUGGAAGGUGGUGAGGCCCAGGCAGUCUGUCUCUGGCCAGCCUUGGGAUUUGCCAACUCAAAUAGUAAGACUUAGCAUCCACCCCUUUCCGCUGCAUCCCUCUUUGGUGAGGCAACUGCUUUCUCAUCACUAAUCCUAGCAGGACGCAGCUGGUUCCACCCCAUUCCUGGUCCAGUUCAUCUUGUACCUGAACUUGGGCUCCUCUGGCCUCAAUCUUUCCCUUAUUUGAUGUCUUUUCACCAUCCCGGCUCCAACACAGUUCUAGUAACUCCUUUUGAAGGAUAGAUUUAUACUGUAUCUGAUCCCCGCUUGUCAACUGGAUCCCUUCCUUAGUUUGACUGCCUAGGUGAGAAGGCAGUGGGAGAGUCAAACCCAUGACUUUUAAGUAAAUGUUUCCUGGAAAGAACUGUGUCCAUGGUGAACUGCUUGUACCUCAGCUCUUCCCCCAAAACCUUUUUGUUCACUUUCUUCUGCUGAAAAUCAAACCCUGGCCCUAUACCCCUCUAAGUAGCUAAAUUUAGUUAACAAUGGGAGAGGUGCCCAAACCUACCUGCAGUCCUAAUUAUUAACGUCAGGCUAUGCCUGGCAGGCAACUGCAUUUUACUGUUCCUCUUAAGUUAAACUCAACAUUUGCAGGACUCUUCUGGCUUCGUAGACCCAGACUACAUAAGCGACAGGGUGGGCUAGGGCAGCAAGCUGCAUGACUUCAGCACCCCCUCAGCUGGAAUGUUUCUCAGUGCUCUGUGUUCCCCUGGAGAUGUGAGGGCUCUUAUAGUGGAGCCUUAUCUGCCACCAUCCUGGUAGGGCUUCCAGGCUCAGUGACAAACUGCAGACCAAGAGCUACCUUCACUUUCCACCAAGUCAAACACCCCCAUUUGACUCAAAUUUGAAGGCACAGCUUCCCCUUGUCCAGGGUCCUGAGGAGUUCCAAGGCUCCCUCUGCUCUGCAUGCUGUCGUUUUCAUGGGAAAGAAUGCCACGCACUGAGAUGUACUAGUGCCACGCCUCCUUAACAGUAUAGCACGGAUAUCCCAGCCGGACCCACCUACCAGACGCAGUGAGGGACAAGAGAAGCUGCGGCAGCCUUGUCUUCAUAUUUUGAAGCCCAGGCCAUGCCCACUACAUCCUUGAAAUUUUGUUCUUACUGUUCUGUUCCAACAGCUUCUGUUCCAUAAUGCUAACUGCUGGGACAGAAGAACCACCACCCUUCCCAUUCUAUAGAUAUCAUCCUGUUUCUGUCAGACAUUCACGUGAUAGAGCUUCUCUCUGGAGGAACCACAGGGCUGAUCCGUGUCGGAAAUGCCAAUGGACUCCAUCGCUGAAAUUCUUGGGGGCUGGCACUGAUGAAUGGUUUCAGCUGUCAAACCUCAGAACAAAUGCACUGUGGCCUUAGAAAUGCCAACUGGGCAGGAAGAAAUUGAACACAGUUUCUAAUGCAUAUUUUUGUAUAAUUUAAUAAACAGCUUUUAAAAUG